Eleginops maclovinus (Patagonian blennie) is the source of this 1326-nucleotide messenger RNA. Its product is annotated as stathmin-like. Gene Ontology annotation, molecular function: tubulin binding. Gene Ontology annotation, biological process: neuron projection development; microtubule depolymerization; regulation of microtubule polymerization or depolymerization. The coding region runs from base 168 to 608 and encodes 146 amino acids. The record is from RefSeq and is a predicted model, not a curated record. NCBI's taxonomy places the organism in Eukaryota, Metazoa, Chordata, Actinopteri, Perciformes, Eleginopidae. The transcript is spliced from 5 exons. Gene Ontology annotation, cellular component: neuron projection; cytoplasm.
CUCUUAUGUGCGCGCGCUUGGCUUGGUGAAGCACACAGCUCGCGGUAAUCAGCACGAGAGGAGCACAGAGCAGAGCUUCUGAAGGAGGGUGUGACAGCAUCUCUAGCAACUCACCAGGACUGUGUUUUUCCAAUUCUGUUAACUCACCUGCAGUGCACUCUUUAAAAAUGGCAGCCGCUGAAGAGAUCCUGGUCAAAGAGCUCGACAAACGCGCCUCGGGCCAAGCCUUCGAGGUGAUCCUCGCUGCUCCUGUGCCAGAUGCCAAGGGAGAAUUCCCCCUGUCUCCCCCCAAGAAGAAGGAAAUGUCGCUGGAGGAAAUCCAGAGGAAGCUGGACGCUGCAGAGGAGAGACGCAAGAACCAUGAGGCCGAGGUUCUGAAGCACUUAGCUGAGAAGCGAGAACAUGAAAAGGAGGUGCUACAGAAAGCGAUGGAGGAGAACAACAACUUCAGUAAGAUGGCAGAGGAGAAGCUCAAUCAGAAGAUGGAGGCCAACAAAGAGAACCGCACAGCACUUUUGGCAGCGAUGAACGAGAAGUUCAAGGAGAAGGACAAGAAGUUGGAAGAGGUGCGGAAGAACAAGGAAACCAAAGAAGGCACCGAGGACUGAGCGUUUCACAGGGGGCUUGUAUAGGGUUUUUUACGUAUCCAAAGAUUGAUUUAUUUUUCGUUCGGCCAGUAUUUUUGUUUUCACCUCCCAACCUUUUUGAAAUAAAUCCAAGUACUUUGUGAAAUUUUCAAUUCUCCUGCUAUGAGUGUACUUGCGCUGGUUUUACAUGUGCACCCCCCCCCCCCCCCAUGUCUAUUCCAUUUGAUAGUAGCUUGUCGGUGCAGCUUCUCCCCUUUUUGAAACUAGCAGUGUGUCCUUAUCCUUUUGUAAGGAAAGCAUGUUUCUAUGCAUAGGUCUUUUACCCCUGCCUCUUUCAUAGUGCGUUUUGCAUCUCUGUGAACUACAUCUGUUCUCAGCACUCACUGUAUAUUAAAAUAAAAAAAAACAAGUAGCAAAAGGUUAACUUGGAGGCGUCGGCUGUUAUUCACGCGGGUGUUUUCGUGCAGCUUCGCUCCGUUUUGCUCCUGCAGAUGUUUCCGUGCCGCUGCUGAUUCUUGGCUUUUUGUAAAACACACUGGGGUCGUCCUUAAAGCACACAACGUCUUGCUGUGAAAUACAGAGCCAGGUUUGGAAGAUGGUCGCAAUCCUGACUGAACGGGGAGGAGGGGGGGGUCUACAUGGGAUGCAAACGAGCAAUACACUUCGGCACCUCCAAUAGAAACAGUGGCUAGUGACUUGAACUGUUGUACUAAAACAAAUAAAAAAUGUGAACUCAGAA